Messenger RNA from Haliaeetus leucocephalus (bald eagle), 3196 nucleotides. It is a transcript of the gene RCSD1, whose product is annotated as RCSD domain containing 1. The transcript has 7 exons. Bases 132 to 1250 code for a protein of 372 amino acids. The record is from RefSeq and is a predicted model, not a curated record. Gene Ontology annotation, cellular component: WASH complex; early endosome. Gene Ontology annotation, molecular function: actin filament binding; phosphatidylinositol phosphate binding; retromer complex binding. Gene Ontology annotation, biological process: retrograde transport, endosome to Golgi; skeletal muscle contraction; protein localization to endosome. NCBI's taxonomy places the organism in Eukaryota, Metazoa, Chordata, Aves, Accipitriformes, Accipitridae.
AGCAGCUUGGAUAUUACAUACCCUCCACAGCAGCGCGAUUUUGCUCUAGCUCGGCUGAAGUUUUCCCACAGAUAAGAGGGAAAGGGGUGGGGAAGAAAGAUUGCCCCGAGGACACCUCUCUCUUGCAGGACAUGGAGAACAGGCCAGCAGAGACCAACUCAGAGGUGGACAAGUCGGCAUCACCCUCAGUGGCUCAGCUAGCAGGGAAAUUCAAAGAGCAAGCAGCCAAUAUCACUGGAAAAGAGGUACCACCACAUAAGCCAGCUCGGAGGAAACCACCAUGCUCUCUUCCAUUGUAUCCCCACAAAACUGAGACAAGUGACAAUGAUGAGCAAAAGCGGUCUCCAAAUGCUUGCCCCAUUCCUAAGGUCAAGGUGAAAAGCUCCCCCAUGAUUGAAAAGCUGCAGGCCAAUCUAGCUUUUGCUCCAGCUGCUUUGCUGCCGGGAGCAUCUCCCAAAAGCCCUGGUCUGAAAGCCCUGGUUUCUCCGUUCAGCACCCCUCCCUCAACGCCCAGCAGCCCAGGGAUUCAGUCCCAGCCCAGUGAAGGGAAUGAGACGCCCGUCAGCUUUGAUCAACCCCCGGAAGGCACUCAGCUGCAAUUCUAUAACAAGGUGCGGACGCGGGGAUCGAUAAAGCGCAGGCCUCCCUCCAGGAGGUUCCGAAGAUCUCUGUCCGAGUAUGGAGACGGCGAAGAUUUAGGGGUCAACAUCUCCUCUCCAGAAAAUGGUGCCAAGGAAGAUGGGGAUGAGGUAUUUGGGCCCAAGGCCAAGACAGAGGAGGCAGAAACAGGGAGCAAAGAGCAAAAGAAACAGACAGGGUCUGAUGAGAAGCCCCCAUCAAGGAGAGGAUCCAGCAGAUCAGAUGAAGAAAAAGGGGAAAAACAGGCAGAGGAAAUGACUCCUUGCAAGAGUGAUGCAGGGGAUACGAAGGAGGAGGAAGUGUGUUGUAGUGCCCCAGGGGAGGAGAACUCUCCCCAGCCUCCAUCUGGAAACAAGGAGGAGAAGGUGUGUGAGGGUCUCCAGGGAGAAGAGCAGCAAGGCAGCACCUGUGAACAGGAAAAGGGGGACAAGGAGAAGGAAGAAGCUGAAGCUGAAGCUGAAGCAAAGGAGCCCAGUGAGAGCACAGACACAUGGAGAACGUCAGACACUAAAGAAGCAUCGCUGGCACCUGAACCGCUGCAGGACGCUGUAGGCUUAGAGACUGCCAGUGAGCCUUCAACAUCAGCCACACAGGACCAGGGCACAGCGUAACCAUGACACACAGGACACACCCAAUCAGGGCACAGGAGACUUAACAUGUGAAUAAGAGGCAUCCAACCCAAUCAAGGUGGAAGCUACUAGAAAACCUUCAGUGGCAGGAGAGGAGCAGCAUACAGAUAUCCCCUGAGGCCCAGACUCAUCCCGGAGCUGAGUGUCUGCUCACUGGCUCUCCGCUUUGCACCAUCAACUUUUGGGACAGUCGGAACAAGAGACUGGCUUGCAGCCACUUCUGAGUUCAAAACUGAGGUGUUGGCUGACAUUACUUGGUGAUAUUUGGGGACUGAGGGACCUGAUACUUGCUGUCCUAGAGCCGACAGCCACCACCACUCCUGGUCCCCCUGCUCCUUCAUCCUGCUCCAAAAUGUCUUUUUCUUCUCCCCUGCAUUGGUUUUAGAUGAAGUUCAUCAGUUACAUACAUACAUCUAUGGUGCCUUUUGGUAGCUUCUUUUGAAAUAUUUUGGGUUUUCAAAUUUCAGUAAAUAAUGUUUUAAGAGUCGGAAAAAGUAUGUUUUCUCCAUAUGUGCUGUAUGGCAGACAAUGUGAACCCUGAACAUGGGGAAAACUUAGGACAUUGUUCAUAAAGCAUAAAAUCCCUUUGAUGUGGGGGUCAGGCUAGCUGAUCUGUGAAACAGCCAGCCAUGGCAGGCAAUUUUUCUGUGUGCUUCAACUCUGGGGUGUAUUUAGUGCUGGUGGAAAGUAACAACCAACAGAUUUGAUGCACAGAAAAGAUGUGCUAUGUCAAUCAACAGAGCAAGUUUUCUUAUCCGGCUCUGGGCUGCAGUCCAGAUUUAGAAAGGCCGCCUGUCUGUCAGUCUUUCUUACUUCCAGACCCUAUCCAAUCUCUUGAUUCUCUUUUGAAACUUUCAGUGCGUGGCCACCAAGUGCCACUCAUGAUAGAAAGCAUCCUGGCUUACUGGAAACAGCUGAUUUUAUGUAGGUCAAAGAAGAGGUCUUAGAUGGCUGAGUUUCCAGUCAUAUGGCCUGGCUGAAUAUGAGUUGGUGAAAGUCAGAUAGCCAGUCCCUCGUAAGUACUUAGGCGUUGUACUAGAUUUGCAUUCACUCUUGGGUUACUAGUUAAGUCAUGGGUCUAGCAGUUGCUAAGCCAAAAAAGCUUUUACAUCCAGAGAGUAUUUGUUACCCAUAAGAAAUAAGUUAUUUGGGGAAAGAUAGAUAACAGACCCUCACCCGACCAUUUUCCUGACAGUAGUGCUUGAAGCUGUAUCUGCAAUACUGAAUAAAAAGCUGCUCUGGCUCAAGGCCGUGGGGCUCAUGUCUACAGCGUGACGUGGAGCUGUGGACAAGUCUGGGCUCACUGGAGACAGCAAGCCACACUUGUCAAAAUCUGAGCCAAGUUGUUGACUAGCUGUUAGGCAGUGUGAGUGGUCAGGAGCCAGUGUUUGAACCUGCCACCAGCCACCUAGUACCCAGCAACACAGACGCAGCUACCAAGACCAAAGGCAGAAACAGCCAGCUCCUGUUCAUCCAUCACAAAAUUCCUCCUAGUAAACAUUAAGCUGAGCAGAGUCAGAGGCUUGGGUUGUCCCUGUCUCUCUAGACAAGCACAAGGAUUUUACACAACACAGCCCACAUCUGUCCUUGAGUGGGCUCUGCAACACAGCAGUGUUACAAACCUGAUGGUUUUGAAGGAUAUCCCCUUUCUGUUCACCAGCUCUAAAUUCAUGAGGAAAGAAGUGGCUCUGAGCCCUGCCUUUCUUUUUCCCAGGUGAGAGCACUGAGGUGUCAUUUGCUGAGAGCCAGCGGUGUUGACCCUGCUAUGUAGCACGGGCUUGUUGACAAACAUGAACCCCACACCCUUUUGAGCCAUGUUGUGGAGCAUUGUUGCCUUUGAAUCCAUUUUAAUCUGUUUGUUAGAGCUUGUAUUCCAGGGCAGGCUGCAAUCAUUCGCUGUACCCUGUUUCUUCUCUCAGCAGAGUGUC